Phytophthora sojae is the source of this 1542-nucleotide messenger RNA. RefSeq lists its product as hypothetical. The transcript has 6 exons. Bases 1 to 1542 code for a protein of 513 amino acids. The record is from RefSeq and is a predicted model, not a curated record. Lineage: Eukaryota; Oomycota; Peronosporomycetes; Peronosporales; Peronosporaceae.
AUGUCAAUUGCUCAAGGGUGUAGCUGCUCCCUGCAGGCACGUCUUCAUCAGGUGGAGAAUGCCCGCAGUCGAGAGAUGAAGGCGCACGGCGAGUUGGUGCAGACGCUGGAGAGCGAGCUCGAGAUUCGUCGCAUCAGUGAGGGAGAGCUCCGUCUCGCAGUCGCCAAGCUUCGGACUGACAACUGUCGCGUCGAGGCAGAGCUCUGUGCGGCAAAUGCGAGAGCACGCCAGUUGCAGGGGCAGCUAGACACUCAGCGUAUCGAUCACUCUAGGCGCGUAGACGAGUUCAAGGCCAUGGCCGAAGAAAAUGAACGUCGGCUGCAAGCUGCUCGACAGAAGGGUGACGAGCUACUAGAAGAAAAGCGGCAGCUCAACUUCGAGUUAUCAGAGUCUCAAACGCUUUUGGGGUGCUCAAGGAACGACAACAAACUUCUCCAGGAAAAAAUUGAAGAGCAAUGCUUGCAAAUAAGUACUCAGGCUGAAGAGAUUGCAAAGCUUUCCGCAUUGGUGUCAAGCAAGCAGCAUGAAAUCGACGCUUCGGUAGUGCGCUCGCAGCUUUUGCUUGAAGAUUUAUCGAGUACGCGACAGGGGCAAACUGUGAUGCAAGGAACACUUGACGAACUGGAUCGUAGCCUCACUCGUGCACUCGUGACGCGGAAUCGGGCACUCCAGUGGAGACGAAAACGGCAUAACAGCUGGAAUGAACGUCGUCUCACUCAUGGAGCAUUUCUCGCUUGGAAAGCACUAUCGGUUCAAUCCAAGCAGGACUCUGCUGCCAACUUGACGCGUUGCACUGAACGCAAACGAGCCCAACUCGAGCUCGUUAAAAAGCAGAUAUUGAAGAGCUGCUCACAAGCAAAAGAGGACGUGCGUGGCUUCCGGCUUGCUUGCGCCAGCGAGCGAGCACGGAUGGAGUCACUGCGCGACGAGAUAUGUCGAGAGGAACUACCGAAACUAUUGACUCAACUCGAAAAGCUGCAGACGAGCGUUGAUGGGCAGCGUCGGGAACUUGAAGCACAGCUUACGAGUCAAAAGGAGCGUAUUCGGAACCAAGAAGAACGACUCGACAUGUUACGACAAGAAAUGGAGCAUCGCGUUCAGAUACUAGAGGAAAGUCAUCGGGGCCAGCUUGCACGUCAGAAGCUCCAACAACGCGCUAUUUUACAGGUAUUUGCAGCGAGGCGAAUCAGAGAAUUCCAGCGCCGUACGUUUAGUGUCUGGAAGGAAAUGCACUUGAGGUCGCUUGUGGGCCAAGUCACGCAUACAGCGAUGGUUUUUCAAUCGCAGCAGUCGCAGGCUUCAAUAGUCGAUUGGUUCAGUCCGAAUAAAGAAGGAGGGUACCAGCAGUGCGCAGCACCGGCGAGCAUUAGGCCAGUAUCCGCAGCCCUUGAACCCCUACAACUUAAUUCGCAGAAGUUCGACGACUGUCUCCGCUCGCCGGCGACAGCUACUCCAAUCGACGCGAUGUGGCGAAGGUGGCGGCGUGUCGAUGCUGGGGUGGCAGGUAGAGGACACAAACCUGGCCCUUCACCAAAUUCGUAG